Messenger RNA from Cucurbita pepo subsp. pepo (vegetable marrow), 944 nucleotides. Its product is annotated as protein IQ-DOMAIN 19-like. Gene Ontology annotation, molecular function: protein binding. Lineage: Eukaryota; Viridiplantae; Streptophyta; Magnoliopsida; Cucurbitales; Cucurbitaceae. The record is from RefSeq and is a predicted model, not a curated record.
AUGGGGAAGGCUGCAAAAUGGAUAUUGAAUCUUCUUCUUGGGAAGAAGGAAGAACAUCAGAAGAAUCAGAAGAAUCAGAAGAAGAAGAAGAUGGGUUCUUCUUCUUUUUCUGAUCACUCUGCAAAUUUGAAGCUAAAAUGGAGUUUUAGAAAGACAAAUCUUCUGUUAACUCAUAAGCUUUCUAAAUCUGUUGGCUCCAUUCAUACCAUUGAAGCUCUCAAGCAUGUAGCCAUGGCAGAUCAGAAGAAGCCACCAUCGAGUGCUCGAAACGCUGCUGCUACGACGAUCCAAUCCGUGUAUCGGUCUCAUUUGGCAAGGAAGGCAUUGCAUGCUUUAAGAGCACUGGUUAAGAUACAAGCACUUGUGAGAGGCUAUCUUGUGAGGAAACAAACAGCUGCUACCUUAAAGAGCCUGCAAGCUUUGAUGGCAAUCCAAGUUCGAGCUCGGGUGAGUCGGAUCCAGCUGCUUGAGGACGAGGAAGAGCUUCUCGAAAGGAGGCGACGUAAGCGUAUCGUUGACACCAAUCUCGAAGAAGUAUACAAAAGACUAAACAUGAAUCUCAAUGAAACUCGGAGAUCAUAUACGAGCAAGAGUGACCAUAUAAAUCGUUCUCAAAUCGAACAGAUAGUGAAUGAAUCAAAUGCUUGUUCUUGUAGACGAAACCUUUCGAUCCCGAGGCAGUAUCAGCACAAAGAUCACUCCGGCACCAGGGAACCGAACAUGUCCAAACCAACAGCUGAAACAACCUUAUUUUCCAUGGAUCAUCCAAGGCGUUCAGAUUUCGUGCCUAAUGACCAUCCAUUCUAUCCAAAUUAUAUGGCCAAGACAAAAACAUCACGGGCAAAAGUCCGAUCGCAGAGCGAACCGAAACAACGUCCGAGUUCAAGUGCACAUCAGCUAAAACCGAGACCAUCUUAGCCAUCUUAACUGUUGUAAAUUUACAU